AUGGCAUUAGAGGAUGUGUUCACAAAUGGUUCGAGUCGUAUUUGUCAAACAGAUCUCACUAUACUUCAUUUAACAAAGCCACCUCCAGCAUCAAAUCCAUACACCUGGGCGUACCGCAAGGAAACGGUGGAGAGUGUGGCUAAGCGACGCAGGAGGACAAUCCCGACAGUAGUGGUGGCAAGUGAGAGGCCCCUGCUCCUACACCGGUGCCUCCUGCGACUAGUGUCAGUGCCGGGUGCCGAUCCUUUGAUGACACUGGUGGUGGCUGACGGGGACCUCCAAGGUGGAUUACAAGAAGUCCGUGCUUUGGUUCACCUUUAUGGAAUGAAGUUUGAGGGUCACGACGCCGGGGGAAACAACGUCACCCUCCGUAUCACCCGCCACUACAAGGCAGUGAUGGAGGCUGCCUUCAGAAUAUUUACUCUCGACCCUUACGUCAUUCUCCUUGAAGAGGACCUCUAUGUGGCAGCUGACUUUUAUAGUUACUUCGCUCAGACCGCUCCUCUGUUAGCCAGCGACUCAACACUGUACUGCGUGUCUGCUUGGAACGAUCUGGCGCGAGACGAUUCUGGUGGGGACCCGAAGCUCGUGAUGCGCUCUGAAACCAUGGCCGGGCUGGGCUGGCUGCUCUCCAGAAAGGUGUACCAGGAUGUAAUCACAAAAUGGCCAACUCAUGAUAAGUUUGCAGACUGGGACAUGUGGAUGCGACUGCCAGAGGUUCAGCAAGGUCGAGAGUGUUUAGUGCCUGAAGUCUCUCGUACUUUCCAUUUUGGUGCCAAAGGCGCUCACCUCACUGACUACUUUCAGGCAAAUUUUUAUGCUCACACUUCCUUCAACACCUUGAAUCAUGUCACUCUUGCCGAUCUUGACAAGCUCGGCCCAGCAGCUUACGACCAAUACUUAAGGGAUCUGCUGCUCAGCGGUGUUCACCUGGACGGUGGUGCUGUGAACCCAUGUAACAAGACUUUGCUUCCCCGUAACUCCAACACCGUUCAUGUGCUAUGGAUCAAGAUGAACGAAGUGGCUGACGACUAUACUUACAUGGGCGUGGUAUCGUGUCUAAGGCUGUGGAAUUUGGAUCUCCGGGCCCACCAUAAAUUAUUGUGGCGCCUGAGGUGGAAGGGCACGCCGCUCCUAAUGGUGGGGUGGCCAGCGUCCCCCUUCUCGGCCCUUAAGCCACAGGGGACACAUAUACUGAUGAGAUACGACCCAAACAAUCCAGAUGAAGAGCCACCUGUUUAUAUCUACCAGUCACCCAACUCGUCCUCCUCUUCCAUCGUUUCUGCCCCAGCCGUCACUAUCACACCUUACAGCUGAUACGAAUUAUUUUCUCCUGCCCAUUAAUGUGUUGCACAUUAUUUAUACAGUGCACAUAUAUACCGAUUUUCAUGUUAUCUACAAGUCUCGUAACAACUGAAACAUGUUUACUAGGUGGAGGACGGAGGGAGGUGAAAAGGAAGGGGAUGAGGAGAGGACAGGAAGGAUGAAGAGUAGAAAAACAAGAACAACAGGGUAUGGCUUUUGUAAUAACAACAAUAACAACAACAACAGCAUCUACAAAAAUUACUACUACUACUUACACCAUCAUCACCGUCACCGCCACAACAAUGAACUGACUGCACAAUGAUAUGAAACAUGGAAGCAAUUUCCCGCAGACUUUUAUUCAUGGCUAUUUUUUUUUCCUAAAG
This is a messenger RNA of Portunus trituberculatus (swimming crab), 1688 nucleotides long. RefSeq names its product protein O-linked-mannose beta-1,2-N-acetylglucosaminyltransferase 1-like. The transcript is spliced from 10 exons. Gene Ontology annotation, biological process: protein O-linked glycosylation via N-acetylgalactosamine. Gene Ontology annotation, molecular function: beta-1,3-galactosyl-O-glycosyl-glycoprotein beta-1,3-N-acetylglucosaminyltransferase activity. Gene Ontology annotation, cellular component: Golgi membrane. Bases 1 to 1317 code for a protein of 438 amino acids. NCBI's taxonomy places the organism in Eukaryota, Metazoa, Arthropoda, Malacostraca, Decapoda, Portunidae. The record is from RefSeq and is a predicted model, not a curated record.